Oryzias melastigma (Indian medaka) is the source of this 2199-nucleotide messenger RNA. RefSeq lists its product as uncharacterized. Gene Ontology annotation, biological process: response to bacterium. Bases 36 to 953 code for a protein of 305 amino acids. The record is from RefSeq and is a predicted model, not a curated record. The transcript is spliced from 5 exons. NCBI's taxonomy places the organism in Eukaryota, Metazoa, Chordata, Actinopteri, Beloniformes, Adrianichthyidae.
ACCUCAGUCGUGCAACAGAGAGGUGAUGCGCCACAAUGAAAGGAGGACUGGGUAUUUUUAUUCUUCUCUGUGCCAUAUCGGUGCCUUUAACCCUGGAACAUUCAAACCAGCUCCUCUGGAUUGAAGCUAAACCUGGAGAUAAUGUGAAGCUGAAAUGUGCAGCCACUGGUUUUGCUCAACGGUUGCUUUACUGGUUUAAGUUUCAGUUUGGAUAUAAGAUCCAGUUAAUUUCAAAAACCUCUGGAGGAGAACCAACACUUGGAGACGAAUUUAAAGACACAAGAUUCUUUCCCACUCAAGAUGGUAAAGAGCAUUUUCUUACCAUAAGAAAUGUCAGCAAAGAAGAUCAAGCGACAUACUUUUGUCAGGCUGGAUCCUCGUACAACAUGGGAUUCAUCAAUGGCAGUUUGUUAAUUGUUAAAGAUCCUAUACCCAAGAAGAUAUUUGACGACACAGAAAAAAGUCCGAGUGUGGAGUUGGUCAUGGAGGGAAACACUGCCGAUCUUCAAUGUUCGGUUAUUUCCAAAACCGAAGAGAAUCCAGAAGAGUGUGCAAAUGAACACCAAGUAUACUGGUACAAAGCAACGUCUGAAUCUGAUCCACAAAUUAUUCACACAAGUAGUUCAAAAUGUGACAUUCAAGAAAAGAGGGGAUGUGACUACCAUCUGGCCAAAACUAUACACAACUCCUCAGAUUCUGGUCUGUACUCUUGUGCUGUGCUCUCGUGUGGAGAAAUCCUGUUUGGUGAAGGAACUCAAGUAGAAAUGGAGGGCAAAUUGUGUUGGGAGGUCAUCAUGCUUGGGACACUGUUGACCUACAGUGUAUUUGUGAAUGUUAUUUUAAUUCUAAUAAGAAAAAAGAAGAUGCCUGUACGUGUGCAACACAAAGGACAACAAAGGAGCUGGAAUGAAUUAUAUAGUACUGUAGUGUUCACAAAAAUACAACAAGACUGAAGAGCAAGAUGGAAGUAAUGGAUAACUGCCGGUAUCUUUAAAUGUUAGAAAAUGAUCUAUGUGAACUGAACAACCUUAGACAUAUUUUACUAACACCAGGCAGAUUAGACCUUUGCCAGAGUGUUGUGAUUAGUUCAGCAUUUUAGCAUAGUUGAUUAAAAGGUCUUAGCAGUUAAUGGUUAAAAUGUGAUUUGGUCCCACCUAUUAAUUUACAUUUUUACUGUUUCUCCGAUCCCUUUCUUGUUCUCAACCUGCCGAUUUGUUUUUUUCCCCUCUCCUCUCCUCCUGCUCCCUCUAAUUAGGUAUAAUUUGUCUCAGCUGUUCACCACCUCAUACAUGCUGCUGCUUCAUUUGUACGGCUUUUGUUGGUUCUCUUUGACUUUCAUAUUUGCUGUUAGAGAUUGCUGCUGUUUUGCAUUAUCCUUAGGUAUGUUAAAAAAAAAAGACCUCAUGAAACAAUGCUGCAGUUUAUUGAUGUUUUGUCCAGGAUUCUGACAUGGCCGGACAGCCUCAUUAGUGGACCGCAAUGUAAGACGAGGGAAAUCAUCCUCAAUGAUCAUUAUCUUUGUUUUCUCUUUGAUGAAAUAUUCAAUAAAUGUAUUGCUCAAACUGUUGUUGUUUUGUCUAUUUAGAAGAGAUACAUUGGCAACUAAACAUUAUUCUAUCUUCUAAAUCACAGUGAAACAUAAUAAAAAAGGAAACACUCUUUAAGAAGGAAUUUAUAUCUAUCAUUAACAAGAGAGACAAACAAUAAAGUUGCUUGUGCAACAGUGAGAGCCAAAACUAGGGGUGUAACGAUUCAUUUUAACAGCAAUUAUACUGAUUAUACUGGUUCAUUUUGAAUAAUACAGUUCGAUCUGAAUUACUGACCUAAAAUGGAUCCAGAAAACCUUUAUCCAAAACUUCCACCAGUGUGACUCAGAGAUGAAUACCUGGUACUGAGCAGUGCAGGUGAACUUUUCCAAUUGUUUUAUAUUUUUUACAAGAUAAUUAAGUGUAAAUUAAAAAUGAGACAAGUAAAAGACUGACUGUCAAAUCCAUUCACAUUUUAGUUUCAUGAAGUUCAGCCCACUGUUGUUUUUCCACAGCAAAAUAAUACAAAGGGAACAUUAUUAGAACAUUCUACUACACUGUAUGGUAACAUCUUUGCAAAAUUCAAAAUGUUUCCAUACAUUUGACUGUAAUGAUAGUUUAUUGUUUUUGCUACAUCUCAUGUGUGCUUGAUUUUUUUUUUUUUUCUUAUGCU